Messenger RNA from Carcharodon carcharias (great white shark), 1318 nucleotides. It is a transcript of the gene ccdc83, whose product is annotated as coiled-coil domain containing 83. The coding region runs from base 74 to 1318 and encodes 414 amino acids. The record is from RefSeq and is a predicted model, not a curated record. The transcript has 11 exons. Lineage: Eukaryota; Metazoa; Chordata; Chondrichthyes; Lamniformes; Lamnidae.
GAUCCAAACAAGAGGCUCGCCCCGAAGGGAAGGUGCUCGGUGGCCGCAUUUCUGAUUCCUGUAACCAGUGAAAAUGGCAAAGAAGAAGAAAGACAACAAAGGAAGUAAUGAUGAUAAAUUGACUUUGGCAGAAGCUUUUCUGCAAUUUCGAUUUCAGUUAAAAGAAAAGGCUAUUGAAAAAUUAACCUACACUAUACAACAGCACCAAGAAAUGAAUGCACAAAGCAGAGAACAAAAUGAACAGUUGAAGAAGGAGCAGAAGGAACACAUCAGAAGACUAGUCAGAAAGGCCAACGAUCUGGAGAAAGAACUGGAACGCAAGGAGAUAAUUAACAAUGAGCAAGUAGAUCAGGCCAUGAAAGAAAAAUUGGAACUAAUUAAACAUCACAAACAGCAAACGCAAAUGAUGCGGUCCUUUAUAAAAGAUCUGGAACAGAAAAUUCUGAAGGAGGAAGAAGUGAAAGCCUACUGGCUAGAGUACAAGAAUGUUGGAAGCAUUGAACAUGGCAGAAUCAUUAAGGUUCGAGAAAAUGAGCUUGUAGAGCUGGUGAAAAAUUUUGGUGACAUCGAAGAUCACUUUCAUAGAGCCUUAGCUCGAGCAAAGGAAGAUAUUGACAGCUUGACAAAAGAACAAAUGGAUGAAAAAAAGGCACUUGCUGCACAGAAAGCCGUGAGUUAUAUGGGGAGAUACAGUCGCCAGCAAGUAAAGGAAAAUGCAUGGCUAAAGAAAGAGCUAAACCUAUACAGUCUGGAAGUUGCUAAUUUAGAGCAAGCAGUUAAAAAGAUUGAAGAGGAAAAUCUGGAAGUUUUGAGUCAACUGUUUGAUUGUCAGAUCAGUGACCUUAAUAUAUGCAGAAAUUUAUUAAAGAUGCAUGCGGUUGGAACUGAAGGCCAAGACAGUGGUGUACUGGAAGAUGAUGUAGCGGUAUUAGAGCUCAGAGGCCAACCUUCAGAGAUCGAUGAUAAUUUCAGCCCCAUUCUACCAAAGAGUGCAACAAUUCUUGCAGCAGAGAAUAAAGCUUCAUUAAUGCAACCAUGCUUUAAAGAAGAAAAGACAAGUGAUGACGAACCACAGUUCCAGUUAGGCAAGUCCGUGUCACAGAAUCUCACCUAUUUGUUACAGGAUGAUGAAAAAUACUUUGAGUAUUUUGAGUGCGGGACCCUGGAACAGAAGCUGUUACACAUAGAGGGCAGAGCUAUGCUGCUUAAAGCCGACACACAACCUCUCAGUCAAGAAAAGAGAAAUGAAGAAAAAUCAAAUGAAGUAGAGAUGGUGUGGCCUGUUACUGGCACAAUGCUCAGAUCUGCUAUAUUAUAG